This is a messenger RNA of Oryza brachyantha (malo sina), 1939 nucleotides long. Its product is annotated as putative F-box protein At1g23770. The record is from RefSeq and is a predicted model, not a curated record. Lineage: Eukaryota; Viridiplantae; Streptophyta; Magnoliopsida; Poales; Poaceae. The transcript has a single exon. The coding region runs from base 137 to 1660 and encodes 507 amino acids. Gene Ontology annotation, molecular function: protein binding.
CAAGUGAUCGCGGGGGAGUUUGAGUCACCGCGCGCUCAUUAGACCGGCGGCGGUAACACUUACGGAUGUUCAGAUGCAUCUGCUCGACGGCUUUCUGAUCGAAAUCGCAAAAAAUUCCCCAGGAAAUUAGGAAACCAUGAAGCUUCGUCUGCGUUCCAUGGACCAGCGCGGCGGCGCCGGCGCCGUCGCCGAGACCCACCGCGUGCAGCUGCCUGACACGGCCACGCUCUCCGACGUGAAGGCUUUCCUCGCCACCAAGCUGUCCGCGGCGCAGCCCGUGCCCGCCGAGUCCGUGCGCCUCACACUCAACCGCUCCGAGGAGCUCCUCGCCCCCGACCCCUCCGCUGCCCUCCCGGCCUUCGGCGUCGCUUCUGGUGACCUCCUCCACUUCACGCUCUCUCCACUCCCAUCGCCCUUGCCUCCGCCCUCCCAGCCCCAGCCCCAGUCCCAGCCCCUGCACCGUAACCCUAACGCUAACCCUAGCCCUGUUGUUCCCUCGAUCGCGAGAGCUGUUGGCUCGACCAAAUCUCCUGUGGAACCUGAUGCCCCCUCGCUUGCGAGGGCUUUUGACGCGAUCAAAUCUCCCGUGGAUUCUGGUAGCUCCUCGUCGCUGCCGCAGGCCUCAUACCUGAAGCCUGGCUUACCUUCCGCAUCUGACCCACAUCAUCCGGUACCACCGGAUGUGGUGAUGGCGGAUGCCUUCGCUGCGACCAGGAGCACGCCAAGUUUCGUCGUCAAGGCAAUCAAGAGAGAGAUCGAGAAUGCGGGCGGUGCAGGUGGAUCCAUCAUCUACCGCCUUGCUGUGGCGCUGCACGCGGCCUUACUCGAUUCUGGCUUCCUCUCUGCAAACCCGGUGGGGUCUCGCCUUCAGAUGCCACAGGACUGGGGUUCAGGUUCUUUUAUCCCCAUAUCAAUGAAGUAUACCGUGCCAGAGCUUGUAGAAGCGUUACCUGUAGUUGAGGGGAUGGUGGCAGUGAUGAGCUACUCCUUGAUGGGGAAUUUUAUGAUUGUAUAUGGGCAUGUGCCUGGGGCACCAUCAGAGGUGCGAAGGUUGUGCUUGGAGCUGCCGGAGCUUGUGCCUUUGUUGUACUUGGAUAGUGAUGAGGUGUGUGCAACAGAGGAGAGGGAGAUUAAUCAGCUGUGGAGGGUGCUGAAGGAUGAGAUGUGCCUGCCUCUGAUGAUAUUGUUGUGUCGACUGAACAAUUUGAGCUUGCCACCAUGCUUGAUGGCACUGCCAGGUGAUGUCAAGGUGAAGAUCCUGGAUUUUAUUCCAGGGGUGGAUAUUGCUAGGGUUCAGUGUACGUGUAAGGAAUUGAGGGAUCUUGCUGCAGAUGAUAAUCUUUGGAUGAAGAAGUGUGAGAUGGAGUUCAAAGCUCAAGGGGAGGGUUCUCGGGUGGGCAGGACUUGGAAGGAAAGGUUUGGGGCAGCCUGGAAGGUUUCUACCAAUAAGCGCCCGAAGACAACCAGGCCGAGGUUUUCGAACUAUAGACGGGGUUACUAUCCUUAUAGUCCACAUGUCUUUCCGGUGAUUGGCGGGGAUACAGACAGGCUCCCGUUUUUCGGGCAUCGCAAUCCUCUUGGGCGCACCUUUGGAAAUCAGCGCAGGAACAUCUCACCCAGCUGCAAUUUUAGUGGACAUGGUCACAACUUUCUUGGUUAAGUCAUUUUGUGGGUUUUGCUACUAUGUUAAGAAUAUUUCAUCUGAGAAGCUACAUAUAAUAUGUUGUACAUAUUUUAAAGUUGGUACUUUAUGCAUGUUCACUGUAUUCAUAAUAUUUUAUCUCCUCCCCCCACCCCACCCGCGUGGUAUAGCCUGUAUUUACUUAUGGUGCCAGUGUAGUGCUAAUCAUGGCAAAAUAUUUUUUUAUUCCCUGAACACCGAGUUAACUGGGUUUAUGAGUGAAUUUGUGAAUAUAUAUAUAUCUUUAAGCUUCAUUAU